Molecule: messenger RNA, 960 nt
Organism: Ilex paraguariensis (yerba mate)
Lineage: Eukaryota; Viridiplantae; Streptophyta; Magnoliopsida; Aquifoliales; Aquifoliaceae
Source: the annotation of a GenBank genome assembly
CUUCACUCUCUCCUUCACCACUACCACCUCCACAAGGCCCACAACCAAACCAACCACUUAGCUGGUGGCGCAACCAAAAAUGUCCACUCCAUCGUCACCACCCAACACACACAAACCUACCUCCAACCCAAUGACUGGUCUGAUCCGGAGUAUACUCUCCAAUGACGGCGACAUAAUGCUUGCCGCCAUCAUAUCAUUGCUUCUGGUAAUUCUCUUCGUUUUGCUCCUCCACAUCUAUGCCAAAUGGUUUUUAGUCCAAGCUCGUCAGAGAAGUAGAAGUUCUUCUGGGUCAAUUCCACAUGUGUUGAGUUCUCGACUGCAUCACUUCCACACCUUCACUGUUGACACCAUUUUCGCCGGGUCUCCGAUGAAGGGUCUUGAAUCAUCGGUCAUUUCUUCGAUACCACAGUUCGUAUUCAAAUCAGACGAGCAAAAGCAUGGAUUGGAAUGUGUCAUAUGUCUGAGUGUGUUUGAAGAUGAAGAAACGGGUAGAAAAUUACCCAAAUGCGGCCAUGCAUUUCACGUAGAGUGUAUAGAUAUGUGGCUCCAUUGUCAUUCAAAUUGUCCGCUUUGUCGAGCCCUUGUGUUUGAUAAUAAGCUUGACUACGUUAAUUCAUUGGCAAAUGAGAGGCGUGGAGAGUUAUCUGAGGCUACUUCGAGUGAAUUGAAUGUGGGGAAUGAGAUUGAGGACUCUGCAUUGGAGAUUGUAGUUGAAGUUCCCAAUUCGGAGAAUGAUUCAGUUUCAGAACCUUCGUCUUCUUCAUCGGUAUCGUCUCAAGCAUCGUCGUUGGGUGGCUCGCUUAAGAGAAUGCUGAGCAGGAACAGAUCUGAACGGAAAAGUUCAUCUAUCAAUUAACGCCAGUGAAUCAUUCAGUUAAGAGAGGAGAGAAUCUAGUUCGUUUGUCUGAUGCAUCAACAAAUUUAAUGCCAAAGUUUUGUGCAGAUCUACAUUUUUUCUUU